AUGGCCAAAUCUUACAAAAAUGGUAAUGCCGGAAACCACGGGGCGCUCCGUCAACAAAAAACUAGACGGAAUGUAAGCGGGGCAUCCGAAAAAUCCCAUCCGGAUUCCCCUGAUGCACCCUCUUACAGAAUCAAUGAUGGCCCGUUUUACAGACACCCUGCUGCAAAUAAUGGUCGUGAUGACGAUAUCAGUGUUGGCCGUCGAAGCACACAAUCAAAGCAUUCCUCGGAAGACGGUACAAGAGAGGGUACUCCGACCCCUGCAGUUCCUCACGUCGAAACUAGUGCCGGUGUCAGAAUGGAAUUGAAAUUAUCACUCUCAGCCAAACUCCUCGCGAGUCAAAUCAGCGAAAGCAAGAAGUUCUGGGUUGCGUUCCAACAAAAAUUCGAGGACGAGGUGACAGGGAUUAAAUACUAUGCCAGCGGUCAUACACUGCGGCAGACGUGGCGGGAGAGAAUAGAGCACUACAGGCAACACAGAGCGGGCGAGGACGAAGAUGACGAGGAGGAGCUCAGUAUCCAGCAAAUGAAGCUAGAAGCAUGCUUGGACCAUAUUAAUAACGCUGCAGAAGUGUAUGCUCGAUCACAGCCCCCGCACAGUCACGCCAGCCAUAACCCUCGAUAUACCGCUCUGAAGAAGAUUCGUAUAAUUGGAGAUGUCGUUCGCGGUCUAGUUGCGCAAUCUUCGUUGGAUAGUGCGGCGUGUGCGGACUUGGUAAAGGAAAUAUCCAAUCUCGAAAAGCUCGUAGAUCCGAAAAGUUCAGAGGCUAAAGUCAUACACCGGGUUGGAAGGCAAAACGCCAAGAAAAUCAUCCAUCCGGACGAGGGCGAAGACCAGAUUCUGGUUGAACCGGCGGUUCUGGAGGCAGGCAUCCAAGUUGAUAACGAUGAUUUAGAGGUGGCGGAGGAUGGCGACGAUAAUUGGAAUAAUCACGAUAGGGGAACACCCUGA
Messenger RNA from Hypoxylon trugodes, 951 nucleotides. RefSeq lists its product as uncharacterized. The record is from RefSeq and is a predicted model, not a curated record. The transcript has a single exon. Bases 1 to 951 code for a protein of 316 amino acids. NCBI's taxonomy places the organism in Eukaryota, Fungi, Ascomycota, Sordariomycetes, Xylariales, Hypoxylaceae.